GCCCGCUCAGCCCUUGGCCUCCCGCCCCGCCUGUCACUCACCAUUCAGGGGGCGGGGCUGUCUGGAAAAGUCUGCAAACCGAGGCUGGGGGCGUGGAACCGCGAACCCCAUACAACCGGAAGUUUCGCUGGCUUCGUAGAGGGUGCGACGUUUGACAGCCCCGCCCUUACGUCAUUUCUCUGCGCCGCAGCUGCGUCCUGUGUUACCAGCCCCGCGCGGCGUGGGGUGCACUUGUUCCCACCGAGAGGACGCCGGAAGGUCUGCAGAAGCCGGAGAUGGUUCUGUGUUGUGGCAUUCAUCAGGACUUCAUUUCUCUUUAAGGCUGAAUAGUGUUCCAUUGUAUAUUCCAUUUCUUCUUCAGUCAGUUCAGUAACUGUGUCUUCCUAAGAAUUGAGAUGUUGCAACAAAUGGAUAUAGUGCUGGAGGUGCUCAAUCAUCUAUGUCAGAAUAUUUCCAAGACAGCUUCCUGGCCAGCCAAUUGGAGGAGACCCGUAUUUGUGCCAAUUCCAAAGAAAGGUGAUCUACAGAAUGCAGAAAUUAUCAAACAAUAUCAUUAAUAUCACACACGAGUGAAAUUUUGCUGAAGAUCAUUCAAAAGCGAUUGCAGUAGUACGUCGACAUUGAACUGCCAGAAGUUCAAGCCGGAUUCAGAAGAGGACAUGAAAUGAGGGAUUUCGUUACUGGUGUCAGAUGAAUCUUGGCCAAAAGCAGAGAAUUUCAGAAAGACAUUUGCCCGUGUUUUAGUGGCUAUGCAAAUGUAUUUGACUGUGUGGAUCAUAACAAAUUAUGGAUAACAUAGUGAAGAAUGGGAAUUCCAAAACAGGACUCGGUGGUCUUAGAGGACGUGGCUGUAAACUUCACCCAGGAAGAGUGGGCUUUGCUGAGUGCUGUUCAGAGGAAUCUCUACAAGGAUGUGAUGCUGGAAACCUUCUGGAACUUGGCCUCAGUAGAUUGGUGUAUUCAAGUUAAAACCACUGGAUCAAGUCAUCCGCGGGAUAUAUUUGGAAAUGAAAUCUCCAGUGAUGAGAAAAUUAAAAGUUUCAGAAGAAAUGAUUCCUUGUCUGAUUUGGAAGAAAAAGGGAAACUUCAUAACACUGAAGAUCAGCCCCAAAUCCAGAGGAAGCAUUUGAGGGGACAAGUGGGCAGUCACAGAGGACAGAAAAUCCCUGCAUGUGAAGUAUGUGGGAAAACCUUUACGUAUUCCUCAUCCCUUAAAGUACAUUUAAGACGGCACAGUGGAGAGAAACCCUAUGAAUGUAAGGAAUGUGGGAAAGCCUUCAAUUGUCCCACAUACUUUCGAGAACACGUGAGAAUGCACACUGGAGAGAAACCCUAUGAAUGCAAGUAUUGUUGGAGAGCCUUCAAUUUUUACUCAUCCCUUCAGGAACAUGAGAGAACUCACACUGGAGAGAAACCCUAUAAAUGUAAACAGUGUGGAAAAGCUUUCACUUUUUAUUCCUCCCUUCAUGGACAUUGGAAAACACACAGUGAACCGAGACCUUAUGAAUGCAAGCAAUGUGGAAAAGGUUUCCGUUGUCCCAAAUACUUUCAACAACAUGUGAACAUGCACAGUCAAGAGAAACCCUACGAAUGUAAGGAAUGUGGGAAAGUCUACAGUAUGCCUGCAAACCUUCGACAACAUAUGAUAAUGCACAGUGGCGAGAGACCCUAUGAAUGUAAACAAUGUGGGAAAACCUUCAGAUGGACUACCUCCUUACGAUUACAUAUGAGAACUCACUCUAGCGAGAAACCCUAUGAAUGUAAGCAGUGUGGGAAAGCCUACAAGUGUCUUAUAUCCCUUCAAGGACAUGUAAGAAAACACACUGGAGAGAAUCCUUAAGAAUACAAAGAAUAUUAGAAAGCCUCCAUUCACCCCAAAAACCUUGUUUUACACAUAAGAAAACACUGGAAAAAAACCCUUAUGAAUGUAAUGAAUAUGGGAAAACCUUCAGGUAUUGUGUACACGAACAGACUAGGAAAACCUUUUAAUUAUUCAACCUUUGUAUGGAUCUCUUGUAUAUUUAAUUUCUAGUUCAUAUUUCUAAUGUAAGUAUCUAAGAUAAUGGCUGUCUACGUCCUUGGGUGGUUCAUACAGUUAAGUGCUUGGCUAGUAACUGAAAGUUUUGUGGUUCAAAGCCACCCAGAGAUGCCUCUGAAAAAAGGCCUGACAACCUACUUAUGAAAAUCAGCCAUUCAAAUCUCUAUGGAGUGCAUUUCUACCCUGACACACACGGGCCUCUGCCAUAGAUUGAAUAGUGUCCCCCCAAAUUAUGUGUCAAUUUGGCUAGGCCGUGAUUCCCAGUAUUGUGUGCUUGUCCCCCAUUUUAUUAUCUGAAGCAAUUAUCAUACGUGUUGCAAAUCCUAACCUCUGUGAUGUUAAUGAGGCAGGACUCAAUCUAUAGGAUUAGGUUGUAUCUUUAAUCAAUCUCUUUUGAGAUAUAAAAGAGAGAAUCGAGCAGAGAGGACUCAAGCAAUCAAGAAAGAAUCAUUGGGAGAGCGUUGUGUCCCUUGGACCUGGGGUCCGUGUGCUGAGAAGCUCCUAGAUCAGGGGAAGAUUGAUGAUAAGGACCUUCCCUCAGAACCGAUGGAGAGAGAAAGCCUUCCCCUAGAGCUGGUGCCCUGAAUUCAGACUUCUACCCUCCUAAACUGGGAGAGAAUAAACUUCUGUUUGUGAAAGCCAUCUGCUCGUGGUGUAUCUAUUACAGCAGCACUACGUAACUAAGACAGGCUCUAUGAAUCAGAGCCAGCUCGGGGGCAACUCGACUGGUGUUUGAUUUUCACGUCACCUUUCAGCUGUAAUCAUGUAUUCUGUUGUAUAAAGCUUUAGAUAACUGUGCACUAACCUAAAACUUGUCUCAUUUCCAUUACGAUGUCUUGGGCCCAGAGGUUUUUGUUUGUUUUGUCUUUUUAUAUGCAACAUUUUGUAAUUUUAUAUAAAAAGUUUUGAUUCAUAUUUUUCACUCUGUUCCUAAUAUGUAGUAAUGACAUAUGUGAGACUUUGGUGUUGUUCAAAUUAAUUUUUAGUGUACUGUUGCAAAUACUGGAAUUUGCUGACUCAUCUACCUUGCCCUUCAUUCUUUAUUAUUAAGAUAUAUAUCUUCCACAUUUGUUUGUUGCUAGUUGAUACCACAUCCUUUUUGCCUAACAGAAAGUAGUAAUUCUGCCAAGAUACUGAAACAAGACAUCCUGGUCUGAUUUAUGUUUCUAUUUUGAGCUUUGGUCAUUGUCCUUGACCUUGGUUGAAAUCUGACACAAUGCAUCAAGUUAAGAAGAGACUUGUAGCAUAAAGAUGAAAGCUAGGGUACAGGUGGUUCUACUGAAUUUUACUGUCAACCUGGGUAAGGUUGGGAGCUACAUCUCCCAGAGUCUCUUCUGUUUGUGGUUCCGGGUUAAAGAUCACAAGAAGAGGAAGGUGUCUGAGUGAGCGUUGGAAGGCAGAAGUGAAGAAGCAUUCCUCUCUGUUCUGCUGGGCCAUCAGGAGAGAGAGAUGUGUAGGAACCCAGUAGCCUAGGUUACAGCUCAUCUUUGGCAUCUGGCUUUGUCACUCAAGAACAGCUCAAACCACACACCCACACACUGUGUGUUUGCCUUUAGUUCCCUCCUAGACAGCAGCUUCCACCGGCUUUUUUGGAAGCUCCCCAUCAGGGACUGUCUUAGCUCUCUAGUGCUGCUCUGCUACAACAGAAAUACCAUAAGUGGGAAGCUUUAAGAAACAGGAGUUUAUUUUCUCAGUUUAAGAGGCUAGAAGUCCAAACUCGGCACCAGCUCUGGGGGAAGGCUUUCCCUGUUUACUCUAGGGCAAGGUCCUUGUCUCUUUUCAGCUUCAGUUUGUUGGUUCCUUGGAGAUCUCAUGUGGCAUCUAUCUUCCCCCAUUUGUGCUUCUUGCUGCUUGCUUAAUUGCUCUUUUAUAUCUCAAAAGAGAUUGACUUGAGGCACACCCUACACUAAAUUGAUUCGUUAGUAUAACAAAGAAAACUCAAUUCCAAAAUGGGAUUAUAACCACCGGUAUAAUAUGAUUUACACAGUUCAAUCCAUAAUAUUCCACAUAAUAUUCCACACUUUGGCUCCCAAAAAUCCAUGUCCUUCCCACAUGCAAAACACGUUCACCCCAUCACAUCAUCCCAAAAGUCUUAAAUCAACUCCAAGUCCACAGUCUCAUUUUCUGAAUGAUCUAAAUCAAAUAUGGGUGAGACUUUUGGUGUGUUCUGUUCUGGGGCAAAAUUCUUCAUCUGUGAACCUGUGAAAAAUAGAAUAUAGGUUAUGUGCUCCCAAGCUACAAUGGUGGAGCAUGCACAAGGUAGACAUUUCUACUACAAGUGGGAGAAAUGGUAGGCAAAGUAGGGAUAAUGGGCACCAAGCCAGUUCAAAACCUAGCAAACCAAAUUAUUUUUGCUCUCAAGGCUUGGAAAUUCUCCUCUGUUCUCCGAGACCACCUGGGCAACGGCCCCAAUCUCCAGACUCUGGCUGUAGACUCCUUGGCCCUCAGCAGAGGCCUCACCUUCCAGGUCCACUGGUAUGGGAACCUUGCCCCCUUGGCUUUGGGUAUCCCUCUUCUAGUCAAUCUGAGUAGUGACCCCACCGCUUCAGCCCCAGUAUCCUCUGUUCCCCUGCUCCUUGGAUAUGGCAGCCAUACCGUGUCAUCUUUGUACAGCGAUCCCAUUCUGCUGACCUUUGGGCAUGGCAGCCCUGCCCCCUUCACUUUUGGCCAAAGGCUCCAUCCUCUUGGCUCACUUGGAUGGCAGCCCCAUACUCUGGAACCCAAGUUGGUGGAGAUCUGACUUUGAAACCUAGGAAGCUAUGGCUCCACACUUUGAGACACAAGAGGCUGUGGCUGCAGCCUUUGAGACCUAGGAGACUGUGUCAUCACCCCUUGAAACCAAAUCAGCGCUCAUUCCAGUGUUGCAGUAGUUCUGCUGAUUUCCGAGCUGCUACAGGGAUGGUCCAUUUCUUGGAGGACAACAGAUACAGCUCCUUUGGCCUGUUCCCUGCCUAUAGAAUUUCAAGAGGCAGACAGACAGCUUUCCUUCCUUGCAUCCUGUCGCUGUCCCCUUUAGUCUAAGCUGAUGGGUUUUCUGCUGUGGUAGUUGGUUAGAUCUAUCAGUCACACGCUUAAUCUCUAACAAAAGAUCGAGUCACCAAGUCCUUGUUGAGAGUUUUAGGGCAUAUGUCCUUAGUUUGUACUACAAAAUUUUCUAAAUCUUUAAGUUCCAGUUUCAUUUUGCACAGUUCAUUUUACAGUCCUUCUCUUCCUUCUCAUGUUUUACUAUAAGCGGCAAUGAGAAACCACAUGGCCCCUUUAAGAUCUUGCUUAGAAAUGUCAGCCAGAUAUCCAAGUUCAUCACAUACAAGUUCUACCUUCCACCAAACAUUCGAACAUAAUUUAGACAAGUUUUGCCAUGGCAUAAAAACAUUGCCCAGCCUGCACUGUCCAGUCACACGUUCAUCAUUUCCUUUAGAGCCUCCCCAGAAGCACAUUUAAUGUCCACAUUUCUGGCAACGUUCUGUUGACUGUGCCUUAUGUAUUCUGUAAGAUGAUAGAGCCUUUCUCUAUAGCUUUCCUCACUUCUUUCUGAGCCCUCCCCAAAUUGCCUUUAAUAGCCAUAAUUCUACCAAAUCUUGUCUCUUCAGGGCAAUCUAAGGCCUUACUAUAUAAACCAUAUCAAAAUUCUUCCCGCCUUUACCCAUUAUCCAAUUCCAAAGCUGCUCCACAUUUUAAGUAUUUGUUAGAGCAAUGCCCCACUCCUGAUACCAAAUCUUAGUUAUCUAGUGCUCCUAUAACAAAUAUCACAAGUGGGCGGCUUUAAGAAACAAAUGUAUUUUCUCACAGUUUGUUGUUGUGAGGUGCCAUCAAGUUGUUUCUGACUCAGAGACCCUAUGCACAACAGAACAAAACACUGCCCGGUCCUGCACCAUCCUUAAAAUCGUCGUUAUGCUUGAGCUCAUUGUUGCAGCCACUGUGUCAGUCCAUCUCGUUGAGGGUCUUCCUCUUUUCUGCUGACCCUGUACUCUGCCAAGCAUGAUGUCCUUCUCCAGGGACUGAUCCCUCCUGACAACACGUCCAAAGUAUGUAAGACGCAGUCUCGCCAUCCUUGCCUCUAAGGAGCAUUCUGGUUGUACUUCUAAGACAGAUUUGUUCCUUCUUUGGCAGUCCACGGUAUAUUCACUAUUCUUCACCAACACCACAAUUCAAAGGUGUCAAUUCUUCCUCGGUCUUCCUUAUUCAUUGCCCAGCUUUCACGUGUAUAUGAUGAGAUUGAAAAUACCAUGGCUUGGGUCAGGUGCACCUUAGUCUUCAGGGUGACAUCUUUGCUCUUCAAGACUUUGAAGAGGUCCUUUGCAGCAGAUUUACCCAAUGCAAUGUAUCUUUUGAUUUCCUGACUGCUGCCUCCAUGGCUGUUGAUUGUAGAUCCAAGUAAAAUGAAAUCCUUGACAACUUCAGUUUUUUCUCUGUUUAUCAUGAUGUUGCUCAUUGGUCCGGUUGUGAGGGUUUUUGUUUUCUUUAUGUUGAGGUGUAAUCCAUACUGAAGGCUGUGGUCUUUGACCUUCAUCAGUAAGUGCUUCAAGUCCUCUUCACUUUCAGCAAGCAAGGUUGCAUCAUCUGCAUAACGCACAUUGUUAAUGAGUCUUCCUCCAAUCCUGAUGCCCUGUUCUUCUCACAGUUUAGGAGGCUACAAGUCCAAACUCAGGGCGCCAGCUCUAGCAGAAGGGUUUCUCUCUUUCUGCUCUGGGGGAAGGUCCUUGUCUCUUUUCAGCUUCUUGGUUCCUUGGAGAUCUCAUGUGGCAUGGCAUCUCGCUUCCUGCAUCUGUGUACUCUUGUUGCUUGCUUAAUCUGCUCUUGUCUACCUCAAAAGAGAUUGAUUUAAAGAACACCCUACGCUAAUACUGCUUCAUUAACAUAACAAAGGAAACCCUAUUCCUCAAUGGUAUUAAAACCACAGGUAUAGUAAGAUUUACGAUACGCAUUUUUCAGGGACACAAUUCCAUGACGUGGAACUUCUCUGUUGCUCAGGCACACACUGCUUCAGGCUGCUGCAGUGAGAGAUCUUCUCUUGUCCUCCGACUCUUCAUCUCCAACGCUUUCAUGUCAUGUGGUUCUGUUUCCUGUUUCCACUUGAAGAGAUUUAAUGCUGUGGCCAAAAAUGCAGGAAAUGUAGUUCCCUGAUGGCUUUAUUAAGAGGCUACACUGAUUGUGCACUUUGUGUUUCUGACAUUUCCACGAUUAAAAUAAACAUAUGGGAAUAUACGUAGCAGGUUGGGGGAUGUGAUGGUUAUGGUUGUGUGUCAACUUGGCUGGACCGUCAUUCUCAGUGGUUUGGCAGUUAUGUAAUGAUGUAAUUUGGCAGUUAUGUAAUAUAAUUUGGCAGUCAUGUAAUGAUGUAGUUAUCCUCCAUUUUGUGAUAUAGUGUAAUCACGUCCGUGAUGUGAUCUAAUGUGAUCAGCCAAUCAGUUGUAAAGGGAGCUUCCUCGGGUGUAGCCUGCGUCCAAUAUAUAUGGACAUUCUGCCAAAGCUUGCUGGCUUUUGCUCCCUCUGGAUCCUGCAACCGGCUUGUCAUUAUAUGCCUUCCAGUUCUUGGGACUUGAGCUAGUGGCCUGCUAUAUUGCCUGCUGAUUUGGGGGAUUCAUUGGCUUUCACAGCCUGUGAGCUAGCAGCCUGUUGUCUGACCUGCCAAUAUUGAGUUCUUCAUCCCCUGCAGCUAUGUGAGUCAGGAGAAGCCUCCAGCCUGAUUCCUGACCCACAGACUUGGGACUUGCUGGUCUCUACAAACACGUGAGCCAUUUCCUUGAGAUAAAUCUUUCUCUCUCUCUCUCUGUAUAAUGUACUCUCUCUAUGCGUGUGUGUGUGUGUGUGUGUGUGUAUAUGUUUACUUCUAGACAUGUUUAAUUACUUUCAUUUUUAUGUGUGAUUAAAAAACCAAAACCAAACCCAUUGCCACUGGGUCAAUUCUGACUCAUAGCGACCCUACAGGACAAAGUAGAACUGCCCCAUAGCGUUUCCAAGGGGCUGCUGGUACAUUCAAACUGCCGACCUUUUGGUUAGCAGCCAAGCUCUUAACCAGUGUACCACCAGGGCUCCUGGUGUUUAAUUACUUUCAUUGUUAAGUGUGAUUCAAAACAAAUAACAUUUUUGUCAGACAUAAUUCUGUGUAUGUUUCUUAGGAAACUCUUACCUAGGUUUUAAAAUCUGUUGUAUACUUACAAGUGUCAUGUGUUAUGUCUUAUUAACUGAGAUGGUAUGGUAGCAUAUCCCGUUCUGAUGAUGGAUUGUUAAUUCAUCCUUGUAAUUGUGUUUAUUUUUCCUUAUAUAUCCUGAGGAAAUAGAACUACAUAUGUACCUACACCUUUUGACAUUUUUCCCUCUGGUGUUUUUUCCUUUAGUUCCUUUGUAGUUACUGUCUUUUAAAAUGACCCUUUAUUCAUUGUUAAUACUGAAAGGAGCCUUGGUGGCACAAUGGUUAAGAGCUCAGCUGCUAUCCAAAAGGUCGGCACUUCAAAUCCACCAGCCACUCCUUGGAAACCAUACAGGCAGUUCUACGCUGUCCUGUAGGGUCGUAAUGAGUUGCAAUCAACUCGAUGGCAAUGGGCUUUGGUUUGGGGUUUUUUGGUUUAAUAGUAAAAACCUAAAUAUUGCUCAUGUCAGUGCCCUCCAGCCAAAGAAUACCAGGAACACACCUGCUAUGGCCAAACAAAGCUGAUACGCCUGACUUACUUCAAAUGGCAGGGACCAUACACUGUGAAUGAGUCUAGAUGUCUCAUUAGGAAGGUGUUAUAGGAUUUCAGAGUGUGUUUGGCUACUUUGAGGAAGGUACAACGAAGCCAGGCUUUGCACUCAGAAGCAAUGAGGAAGGGAGGUUAAUUCCAUGAUUGAGAGUUUUGAUUUGAAUGUACAAUGUUGGGAAGACAGACUGAAGCUAAAGCUGCUACCAGGAAGAAGCAUCAUUAUCCCUGUUGGCCAGUGUCAUGGAUUGAAUUAUGUCCCCCCAAAAACGAGUAUCAACUGGGUUAGGCCAUGAUUCCCAGUAUUGUGUGGUUGUCCUCCAUUUUGUGAUUGUAAUUUUAUGUUGAGAGGAUUAGAGUGGGAUUGUAACACGGCCCUUACUCAGGUCACCUCCUUGAUCCAAGGUAAAGAGAGUUUCUCUGGGGUGUGGCCUGCACCACCUUUAUCUCUCAAGAGAUAAAAGGAAAGGGAAGCAAGCAGAGACUUGGAGACCUCAUACCACCAAGAAAGCAGCACCAGGAGCAGAGCACAUCCUUUGGACAUGGGGUCCCUGUGCCUGAGAAGCUCCUUGACCAGGGGAAGAUUGGGGAUGAUAACCUUCCUCCAGAGCCAACAGAGAGAGAAAACCUUCCCCUGGAACCGAUGCCCUGAAUUUGGACUUGUGACCUACUAGACUGUGAGAAAAUAAAUUUCUCUUUAUUAAAGCCAUCCACUUGUGGUAUUUCUGUUAUGGCAGCACUAAAUGACUAAGAGCCAGGAUAGAAGUUGGUGCGUCUUUUUUGUGCUUUGGAUGAUGCCUUUGUUUCUCUAUCUGCUCAGAGAUCUUUAUGGAGUAGACUUGCCUUUGUCCUGACCCAUCAUGCUCACAGAGUAGUCCUGUCUCAUGAAGCCAUUUGUGUUCAAUAGAAUGAUGCCUUGUCUCUCUCUGAAUGGCUGGCCAGCUCCUAGCAACGCCAAGGCCUAGCCGUUAGGAUCAUGCCAGUCCCUGUGUGUCAUGUCCAUUUUCCUGUUUCACAGUCUCCCCUCGUACAGGAGUAUAGAUAACAUCAUCCAGCAGGAUGUUAACCUGUGACAUCUUCAUUACCACAUUGUGUUGGUCAGGAGGCUGUCCACAGUGUGCUAUCUGUAAUUGGAUUAAAA
Molecule: messenger RNA, 9856 nt
Organism: Loxodonta africana (African savanna elephant)
Lineage: Eukaryota; Metazoa; Chordata; Mammalia; Proboscidea; Elephantidae
Product: zinc finger protein 699-like
Exons: 6
Coding region: 806-1840 (344 amino acids)
Biological process (GO): regulation of transcription by RNA polymerase II
Molecular function (GO): DNA-binding transcription factor activity, RNA polymerase II-specific; RNA polymerase II cis-regulatory region sequence-specific DNA binding
Source: RefSeq, a predicted model, not a curated record